Molecule: messenger RNA, 4497 nt
Organism: Leopardus geoffroyi (Geoffroy's cat)
Lineage: Eukaryota; Metazoa; Chordata; Mammalia; Carnivora; Felidae
Gene: SEMA4G
Product: semaphorin 4G
Exons: 15
Coding region: 487-3033 (848 amino acids)
Biological process (GO): axon guidance; negative chemotaxis; positive regulation of cell migration
Molecular function (GO): chemorepellent activity; semaphorin receptor binding
Source: RefSeq, a predicted model, not a curated record
CGCCCCACCCCCGGCUCCGCCUCCACCCCCCGCCCCGCCUCCGGCCGCAGCCCCUUCCUCCCGCAGCUGGUGCUGUGGGGCCGCGGAGCAGCGCGUCGCCGUCUCUAUGGCCGGGGAUCCAAGCGCAAAGAAAACGGACCUCAGAGAACCAGAACUAGUCCUGCUGUCGGAGCAGGGUGACCCCAUCAGUGACCUACAACCCCCUUAUGACCCCACAACUCCUUUCCACCAUGGAGUUUGUAUUUGAUGCAGAAAAGCAGUGUGUGAUCCAUCCCUCCCUCUGACCUCUGACCUGGGAUUCCAUGGCCACACAACCCUGUGAUUCCAUGUCCCCUCGAUUCCAGGACCCUCCCUGGCCCCAUGACCCCUGACCUUCCAAGUGACCUCCCUGGACCUUGACCCCUGUGACUAUUCUUGCCAUCAUACCCUGUGACUGUGGCCCUGGCUCCCCUUGGGGAUCUUACUGGUCUGGGCCUCCCCAGAAAAAUGUGGGGAAGGCUCUGGCCCCUCUUCCUGAGCUUCCUCACAGCAUCUGCAGUCCCUGGACCCUCACUGCGGAGACCAUCCAGAGAACUAGAUGCCAUCCCACGGAUGACCAUCCCCUAUGAAGAGCUCUCCAGGACCCGGCACUUCAAGGGCCGAGCCCAGAACUACUCAACGCUGCUGCUGGAGGAGUCUUCAGCAAGACUGCUGGUUGGAGCCCGAGGUGCCCUCUUCUCUCUCAAUGCCCGUGACAUAGGAGAUGGGGCUCACAAAGAGAUCCACUGGGAGGCCUCCCCAGAGAUGCAAAGCAAAUGCCAUCAAAAAGGGAAAAACAACCAGCCCUCCCCCACCUCCCCCCCCCAGACGGAGUGCUUCAACCAUGUGCGAUUCCUUCAGCGACUCAAUGCCACCCACUUCUAUGCAUGCGGGACUCAUGCCUUCCAGCCUCUCUGUGCAGCCAUUGAUGCUGAGGCCUUCACCUUGCCAACAAGCUUUGAGGAGGGGAAGGAGAAGUGUCCUUAUGACCCAGCCCGUGGCUUCACAGGCCUCAUCAUCGAUGGAGGCCUCUACACAGCCACACGGUAUGAAUUCCGGAGCAUCCCUGACAUCCGCCGAAGCCGCCACCCGCACUCCUUGAGGACUGAGGAGGCUCCGAUGCACUGGCUCAAUGAUGCUGAGUUUGUGUUCUCCGUCCUGGUACGGGAGAGCGAGGCCAGUACAGUGGGCGAUGACGACAAGGUUUACUACUUCUUCACGGAGCGGGCCACUGACGAGGGCCCCAGCAGCUUCACUCAGAGCCGCAACAGCCACCGUGUGGCCCGCGUGGCCCGGGUGUGCAAGGGAGACCUAGGAGGAAAGAAGAUCUUGCAGAAGAAGUGGACCUCCUUCUUAAAGGCGCGUCUAGUCUGCCACAUUCCACAGUAUGAGAUGCUACGUGGUGUCUGCAGCCUGGAUACGGACACCUCAGCACGCACACACUUCUAUGCGGCCUUCACGCUGACCACACAGUGGAAGACCCUAGAGGCCUCAGCCAUCUGCCGCUAUGACCUGGCCGAGGUGCAGGCUGUCUUCGCAGGUCCCUACAUGGAAUACCAGGACGGUGCCCGGCGCUGGGGCCGCUAUGAGGGCGGGGUGCCGGAGCCCCGGCCCGGCUCAUGCAUCACAGAUUCAUUGCGCACUCGCGGCUACAACUCGUCCCAGGAUUUGCCAUCCCUCGUCUUGGACUUCGUGAAAUUGCACCCACUGAUGGCUCGGCCCGUGGUGCCCACACGAGGACGGCCCCUGCUGCUCAAGCGCAGUGUGCGCUAUACACACCUCACAGGGACUCCUGUCACCACGCCUGCCGGACCCACCUAUGACCUGCUCUUUCUGGGCACAGCUGAUGGCUGGAUCCACAAGGCCGUGGUGCUGGGUUCUGGGAUGCACAUUAUCGAAGAGACACAAGUGUUCAAGGAGCCCCAGUCUGUGGAAAAUCUGGUCAUCUCUCCAAUGCAGCACAGCCUUUACGUGGGGGCCCCUAGUGGUGUCAUCCAGCUACCACUGUCGAGCUGCUCCCGCUACCGCUCCUGCUAUGACUGCAUCCUGGCCCGGGACCCCUACUGUGGCUGGGACCCCAGCACCCAUGCCUGCAUCAUAACCAACAGGUCCCAGGGUAGCAGGACAGCACUGAUACAGGACAUAGAGAGAGGAAACCGAGGCUGUGAAGGCAACAAGGACACAGGGCCACCACCACCACUGAGAACCCGCUCUGUCCUCCGAGGUGACGAUGUUCUCCUGCCCUGUGACCAGCCAUCCAACCUGGCCCGGGCCUUGUGGCUGCUCAAUGGGAGCAUGGGCCUGAAUGACGGACAGCAUGGCUACCGCGUGGGCGUGGAUGGGCUGCUGGUGACAAACAUACAGCCUGAGCACAGUGGCAACUAUGGCUGCUAUGCUGAGGAGAAUGGCCUCCGCACCCUGCUGGCCUCCUACAGCCUCACAGUCCGGCCAGCCACUCCUGCCCCAGCUCCACAAGCCCCUGCCAUGCCCGGGGCACAGCUGGCACCUGACGUGAGGCUACUGUAUGUGCUAGCCAUCGCUGCGCUUGGCGGCCUCUGCCUCAUCCUGGCUUCCUCCCUCCUCUAUGUGGCCUGUCUUCAGGGAGGCAGACGAGGGCGUCGAAGGAAAUACUCUCUGGGUCGGGCUGGCCGGGCAGGGGGCUCUGCUGUGCAGCUGCAGACAGUUUCAGGCCAAUGUCCUGGAGAGGAAGACGAGGGUGACGAUGGGGAGGGGGCUGGGGGCCUGGAAGGUGGCUGCCUCCAGAUCAUCCCUGGGGAGGGAGCCCCAGCCCCACCGCCUCCACCGCCCCCACCGCCACCGGCCGAGCUGACCAACGGGCUGGUGGCACUACCCAGCCGGCUGCGCAGGAUGAACGGCAACAGCUACGUGCUCCUGAGGCAGAGCAACAACGGAGUGCCAGCAGGGCCCUGCUCGUUUGCUGAGGAGCUCAGCCGCAUCCUGGAGAAGAGGAAACACACACAGCUUGUAGAGCACCUGGACGAGAGCUCUGUCUGAGCCCAGCCUCCUAGGACAAAUGCUCUUCCAAGCCAGCCUGUCUGCCCCAGGCUGGGCUGCUGCUUCCCCAACACAGCCACUCUACCUUCACCUCCCUCCCCCCAACUCCAGGCCCUUCUCCCAACUUUGUGAUGUCCCUGUAGGGCUGGCAGAGUCAGGCCCAGCCAAAGUCCCCUCCUCAGUCUCCACAGACCCAUCUGUGAGCAGCCCAGGCCCACCGGUGCUCCUCAGAGGUGGGUACUCCCCCCAGGACGUGGAAUUCUGUAGACCCAGCCCCAGUUCCUAUUCCCUUACCCCAAGCACUUGGGAGGAGAGGAUGCCAUCUUCCUGCCCCAUUUGUCUGUUCAAAUCCUUCCUCUUUCUCCCAGGCAGGGCUCUGCAGGUCCAGAUGACCUCAAGGUCACCACCCUCUGCGUGGCCCUAUGUGCUGGAUGGUCCCGAAACCAGACAAGACCUCUGCCAGCCACCAGAGCCACCUGAGCCCUGCAUGCAUUCACGUGUGCACACGGAUGAAUGUCUAUCAGCUGGGCUGCAGGGCCCCCACCCCCAUCUCCUGGAACAUUGUGUUUCAUCUCUCCUGGACUUUGGGUACCCUUCCAACGGCCAUAUCCCAUCCUAUCUAGGUUUCUCCCCUAGUCCCAGCCCCAUGUGGUGACCUCUUUGGCAAAAGCUUGGGAACAGGCCAGUCUGGGGAGGUAAGACUGUGUCAUUCCCCUCUUCUUCCUUAACGUGCAGCCCUCUUUGGUCAACCUCCUCACCCCCUUGGUCACUCUCAAGAGUGACAGACAGAGCCCCAGGCAUGUCCCUUCACACACACGUGCUUACAUUUCCACUUGCAUUUCUGAGCCUCCCUUUGCUGCCUCGGACCUGUAUCUGUUGGGUUUGGUCCAUGGACAUUUCAGAGGGAGAGCCCUCUCCCAUUCAGCUGUCCUCUCAGACAUUUCCCUAGGACGGGUGACCAACACUGCAAUGAGCCAGCCUCCCUUUUGGGGACCAAGCAUUUGCUACCCCCAGACCAGAGCAGGGGGAGGAGAUCUGAUGUCUCACCUGGCACAUGAAGCCCGUUCUUGGAACUAUGCAAAGGGCAGAGGCUGGGAGUUUGGAUGCUUGGCUCCCAUCCCUGUCCUACCUCACCGGGGCACUUUCAGGGUCCAGGGGCCUCUGAAGUCUCCAGGCCCAUAUGGGACAAUCAAAUCCUGACUGAGCUCCCCCAUUCCCCUUGGGUGAGGAUGACUGUUAUUUUUGUAGCUGAGAACGUGGAAUCCCACGGGUUUUUACUGCCCUUCACCCAACUUCUCCCACCUCCACCCCACAAUGAAUGUAUUUAUUGUGAGAACGGCUACACUUCUUUAGGAAUGCCCCCACUCACCACCAAGGUGGGCAGAACAGGCAUGUGACAGAGUGGGGAGCCUGGGCUCAGCUCCUCCCCCUCCUGUUGGUUAAUAAAUACCCUCUUUCCCCACA